AGGACUACUGACCUCUAUGGAGUUGAUAUUUUUGAUACACACAAUGCUUACAAGAUGUCUCUAGUCUGCAAAAAAGAGAGAGAGAAAAAACCGGUGACGCUGUAAAAUAACGAUUCAAAGUGACGGAGCAUGAGUUGUUAAGGUUAAACACUUGUAAAUGUUAUAAAAUUGACAAAACAAUUGUUCAUAAACUAAAAAAAUAAUAACAAAUUAAAUUUAAUAAAUAAAGUGUGAAUUAAAAAUCUAAAAAAAAUGAAUGAUCCAGAUUUUAAUGAAUUGCUGCGAUCAGCAGAACAGCUGGCAGCUACAGUUGAAGGUUCUGGGGAAAUGCCCCAGGUCCAAAGAAAUCUCAGACAACUUGCUGAAGAUUCAGAUGAUCUUUGGUCACGUACAACACAAACUGGAACCCAAGAUGCUCAAGUUCAAGCACAUUUAUUAUUGGGAUCUCGUGGAAUUGAUUUGCCUCAAAUAACACAAAAAUUAAAUUCACUCAGUGCUAGACGUACAUUUGAGCCACUUGAUCCAAUUGCUGAUACAGAUAUUGUCAGUUAUUUAAGAAAUGAAAAAGAAAAUGCUAUUUUAUCAAUUAUUGAACGUGUUCACAAAGACACAUUUGAAUUAAAUAGAGUUCAACAAAUGGAACACAUGCUGGGUGAAUGGAAACAAAUGCGUUUUGAAAUAAUAAAUGCAAUGACAGCACCAUCAGGUGAACUUGUUGAUUUACGUGGUACACCACAACGUACAAAACUUGCUGGUUCAAUGGUCAGUGCAUUGUCAAAUAUUGAAAUAGCAUAUGCUAAAGAGUUACAAAUUUAUAAUGAUCAUGUGUUACGUGGUAUAACACGUCCAAGUUUAUUUAAUAGUUUUUCAAAAGCUGCUGAAACAUUUAAUGAUAAAAAAGUACAAGAUAUGUGGUCAAUGGUUAAAUUUAUGGUUAAUAUACCACCAACACCUCGUGGUGAUCCAAUUAAAUCAAGAACAAGUAGUGAAGUUGAAGAAAAAAUUGUAUCACAAGCAAGAAAAUAUUUGGAAAAUCGUUAUCGUGAUUUUAUGAAUUCAUUGGUUAAUGAAAAUUUAGCACAAGCUAAAAGAGGUGGUAUACCAGGAACCAUACCAUUAGUUAAAAGUUUCAUUGGUAUUAGAGUACAAAAUUAUCGUGAUUUAGAAGAUGUCAUGAUUGAUGAUAAACCAUUAUGGCCACUUGUAUAUUAUUGUAUGAGAGCUGGUGAUUUUAAAGCAGCAUUACAAUGUUUUAAUCAAUGUGGUACUAAUUUUCAAGAAUUUCGUCAAGCACUUGAAGAAGCAACAAAUGAUACACAAAAAAAACCAAGUAAUCGUGGUGAAUCAAUAUUAAAACUUCAUUAUAGAAAACAUGUUAGAUCAUCAACUGAUCCAUUUAAAAGAGCAUCAUAUUGUGCUCUUGUACCAUGUGAUCCAGAUGAUUUACAUUCAGAAGUUAUGUCAACUGCUGAUGAUUAUUUAUGGUUAAAAUUAUGUCAAAUACGUGAUUCACAAAGUGACUCAGAACAUAAAUUAACACUUGAUCAUUUACAAACAACAAUAUUAGAAAUAUAUGGUGAAUCAUAUUAUCAUGCUCAUGAUCAACCAUUUUUAUAUUUUUCAAUGUUAUUUUUAACUGGACAAUUUGAAGCUGCUAUUGAAUUUUUAGCACGUGGUGCUGGUGCUAAAAAUCUUCCACAUGCUGUUCAUCUUGCUGCUGCAAUGCAUGAACAUAGUUUACUUGCACCAAGUCAAAGUGUAUUAGCACCAUUAAUAACUGUUGAUCCAGCAGAUAAACCACCAGCAAAAAGAUUAAAUCUUGCUAGACUUAUACUUUUAUAUGUUAAAAGAUUUGAAUCAUCUGAUCCAAAAGAAAGUAUACAUUAUUUAUUUUUAUUAAAAUCAAUGAAAGAUCCAAAUGGAAGAAAUAUGUUUGCAUCAUCUGCUGCUGAAAUGGUUGUUGAUGCAACACCAAAUAAUCGUGCAUUACUUGUUGGUAAAAUUGAUAAAGACAGAAGAUUACCAGGUGUACUUGAUCAAUUUCAAGUUAAUACUGAUGAUGUUAUUAAUAUUUGUGCACAAACAUUAAAUAGAAAAGGUCUACUAGAAGAUGCUGUACAUAUGUAUGAUCUUUCUGGUAAUCAUGAAAAAGUAUUAACAUUAAUGUGUACAUUAUUAGCACAAGUUGUCAGUCAAAAAAGUACAACUGGUUCAUUAAGAUCAAGAUUACAAACAAUGGCAAAUGAAAUUAGUUUGAGAUAUCAAGGUAUUCCUAUUCAAGUACCAGCUGAAUUAAUUGCUGGUUUUUAUACAUUGAGAGAUUUAAUGGUAUUUUUUGAUCAAUUUCAUAAUGAUCAACAUCAAACAGCUCUAAGAACAAUAUCUGAUUCAAAAUUAUUACCAUUACAAAUUAAAGAAGUUGAUGAAAGAGUUACUGCAUUAAGAAGAGUAUCACCAGAAGUUGCUGGUGCAUUAUCAGAUGUUUUACUUGCAACAAUGACAAUAUUAUAUCGUCAAUAUCAAAAAAUGAGAUCAAAUGAAUCUGGUGAUGAGUAUGCCAAGGAACAACAACUCAGAGAUCUUAGAGAACAUGCCAGGGCACUUACUAGUUUUGCUGGUACAUUACCAUAUCGUAUGCCAAAUGAAACAAAUAGCAAACUUGUACAAAUGGAAAUUUUAAUGCACUAAAAAUACACAACAAUUUCAUUUUCUUUCCAUUUUUAUACUGGCCAACAUUUAACUUUUAUAUAAAUUAUAAUUUAAAUACG
Messenger RNA from Aphidius gifuensis, 2768 nucleotides. Its product is annotated as nuclear pore complex protein Nup93-like. The transcript is spliced from 3 exons. The record is from RefSeq and is a predicted model, not a curated record. Gene Ontology annotation, molecular function: structural constituent of nuclear pore. Gene Ontology annotation, biological process: poly(A)+ mRNA export from nucleus; protein import into nucleus. NCBI's taxonomy places the organism in Eukaryota, Metazoa, Arthropoda, Insecta, Hymenoptera, Braconidae. Gene Ontology annotation, cellular component: nuclear pore. The coding region runs from base 253 to 2688 and encodes 811 amino acids.